Pipistrellus kuhlii (Kuhl's pipistrelle) is the source of this 1911-nucleotide messenger RNA. RefSeq names its product vacuolar ATPase assembly factor VMA21 (gene VMA21). The transcript is spliced from 4 exons. The record is from RefSeq and is a predicted model, not a curated record. Gene Ontology annotation, biological process: vacuolar proton-transporting V-type ATPase complex assembly. Bases 289 to 651 code for a protein of 120 amino acids. Gene Ontology annotation, cellular component: endoplasmic reticulum membrane. Lineage: Eukaryota; Metazoa; Chordata; Mammalia; Chiroptera; Vespertilionidae.
GUCCCUGCUGUCUCAUUGGCGGCUUUCGAAGCAGCUGCAAAAUGUUUUAAACUUUCAGUGGACUUUGUGGUCAUCGGCGUGGAGCCUGGAACCGUUACUCUCAGCAAGGGCUCUUUCAGCUCUGAAAUUCUAUAGCACCACACUGAUCUGCCUGGACGUCCCUCCUCUCGGCUCAGCUGCUCCCGUCGCCUCGCAACCGCAGCUUUUGCGACAGGGGCUCGGACCGGACGGAGGUAUUCGCCGGCGCUCAGGGGGCAGCGGCAAAAGCGCCGCGAGCCCGGCAGAACCAUGCUGCGAGGCAAGUCCAGGCUCAACGUGGAGUGGCUAGGCUACUCGCCCGGGCUACUCCUCGACGAUGGGCCACCCCCACCGGGGCGCACGCCUCGGAACCCCAUUCGAAAUGAGGGUUCAUUGGCAUCUACCCUGAAGACUCUGCUGUUCUUCACAGCUUUAAUGAUCACUGUACCUAUUGGGUUGUAUUUCACCACUAAAUCUUAUGUUUUUGAAGGUGCCUUUGGGAUGUCCAACAGGGAUAGCUAUUUUUAUGCUGCUAUUGUUGCCGUGGUUGCUGUCCACGUGGUGCUGGCCCUCUUUGUCUAUGUGGCCUGGAAUGAAGGUUCACGACAGUGGCGUGAAGGCAAACAGGAUUAAAGUGAACAACACCUUUUGAUAGUGUUAUAUUGUCUUAAAAAUGGCAAAUGCAUCCAGGAUACUGAUUGUUUCAAUAAUGGUGAAAGAACAUAUUAAAAUCCAUCCUUAAUGAGUCACAUUUAACUAGUGUAAAUUUUGAUCUUUCUGAUACAGUGGUUUGCAUCAUCUAUUUUAACUAUAAGCCUCUCAUUUUCAAAUGAAAAUUUGGAAAAAUUAAAUUGGUGGCAAAUAAUUAUGUUUAAUUACGCAUUAUUCUGGGAAUAUUUUACAACAACAAUAUUCUGUAGCAUUUUUUCUUGUAGUUGGCUUUGAAUGUUACUUUUCUGGAUAUAUUAAUAAGGCACACACUGAAGCAAAUCUAAACUUUAUCUUUUGUUGAAAUACUUUCCCUAACUAUCAUGAAAGUACCAGGUCAUUGGAUUUUGGUCUGUAAAUUCCUAUGGAAAAUUGCUUAAAUUGUUAAUGCUGGAAUUUUUCUGAAUGUCACAGAAUUUUCAAAAAAAGUAUAAUCCCUAGUCAAUAGGAACCUUUCCUUACAUUAUUUCAUGGGAAAACUAGGCUGAAUUCCAUCCAUUUUACACGAACUGAUUUAUCGAGGGAUCUCUGUAGCAAAGCAGAGCUAGCUGCAUCCCUGCAGGCCAGCCUGUGCUUUCACAUCAACUCUUUAAUAAGCUGUUUUGCUCUUGUUCAACAAUGAAGUUAUGCUUUAAUUACCAGGUUUGUGUAAAUUGCCUUUAAAUUUGUUUUUUUUCUACUGUUUUUUUUAUACUUUAUAUGAUAGGAAUUUACAUUUAAAUGCUUAUUUUUGCAUACUUAGGGAAUGGGAACAAUUCUGAAAAUAGAUUGUUUUUAUCACCCAGGAGGUAUUCUUGGGAUUUCUAGUCUAGUCUUUUCAAUCAGAGUCAAUAAAUCCCAGAUGUAUAUAAUUAGGUAAUUCUCAAGGCCCUUUCUGAUAGAAAAAGACCUGUGCUUUUAUUUUAGUAUCUUUAGUGUAUGGUUCUUUCUAGCAACUUGGUACUACUUGUAUGCAAUCUGAAAACAAACCCAGAAAAUGCAUGUAAAAAGAGGGAGAAAAUUUAAGUACCCUGUAAUUUUGCCAUCCGGAGAUAACCACUACUUUGGUUUACAUCUUGUAUGCAUUUCUUAAUGCUAGUUCGAUACUAAAAGUUUAGAAUAAGUUCAGAUUCCGCCAACUUUUCCUGACAGCUAUUUGCAUUUUUUCAUGAGUGAUUAGUGGCCAUUUUCUAAAAAACAGAAAAA